Messenger RNA from Astrephomene gubernaculifera, 919 nucleotides. NCBI's taxonomy places the organism in Eukaryota, Viridiplantae, Chlorophyta, Chlorophyceae, Chlamydomonadales, Astrephomenaceae. The record is from the annotation of a GenBank genome assembly.
CUUCCUUCCUGGAUAAGGAGGACGUGAAGUGUGCCUUUGUACUAUAUCAGAUUGCAUCUGUUUACCAAGGAACUUGAAGCAAGAUAGCUGCUAGAACUGAGAAUCGGUAUGCAGACCUGAUAUGACUUCGCUGAUUAGGUAGAGGCACAUGGAUCAGGCCACUGAUGAAGCUAUUGCACGCGCACUUGGAGCUGAGUACUACGGGGUAGGCGACCCCGACUAUGCAGCAGAUGCGCCAUACGUAGACGACUCCGAGGACUCAGACUAUGGCGGUGGCCCUAGAAAGAAAAAGCGCAAGGCUGGGGGCGGCGGGCGUGGCCGCGGACGAGGCAGGCCGCCGGCCUCCGCCAGGCUGGACGCAGGCGGCUUCGUGGGGUUAGGCGCCGGCGGCGACCCGGGCGCUCCCUCGGAUGGCGAGGGCGACUCGGACGAUGACGACGACCGCACCAAGAGCGGCCGGCGGCGGCGCAAGGACGUGGGCAAGCAGCGUCAGGCGGGUCGUGCCUGGACCGCCGAGGAGGAGUCGCUGUUCCUGCAGGCCAUGGAGAUGCACGGCCGCGACUGGAAGCGGGGCAGCGAGCUGGUGGGCACACGCGACCACCGAGCCAUCGCCUCGCACGCACAGAAGUUCUUCAUUAAGCUGUGUCUGGCGGGCAAGCCGCUGCCGGCGGCGGUGGCACGCAGCGGGGCGGGUUACACGCUGAGUGGCGCCAUGCUGGAUCCCUACUCGGCGGCGGCCAGGUCGUACGGUUUCAAACCGGAGUUGCUGACACGUCUCUCCCCCGAGGAGCUGCAGCAGGCGUUGUCCGGUCUGGAUCUGGACCGCCUGCCGGUGAUGUACGGCGGGCGGCUGCCGGACGACCAGGCGCCCAUUCAGCCGCCGCCGCGGAGCGCAUCCAUGGGGGGCAUGGGGGAAGAG